UUGCUGCCUUUGAAACUUUCGGAGGGGGACGUCUCUGUGCGCUUUUUACGCACUCAGACACAGUGUGGCACUUUUCUUCUCUUCCCUUUUACCGGUUCUCGGCUGCUCGCUAGAACAAAGCGCAGCCUUCAUUUCAGGAAGCACAGCCUACAUGGUACAGCAGUUUCCCACAGUCAAACUAAAAGUAUGCAGCCUCCUCGUGUCCAAUCCACUCAUUCAGAACUUGCUGUGACUUAUAGCUGGCGUUUAUGUACAGUCUAUAUAUAUAUAUAUAACUAGAUUAUAUAAUAACCCUGUGCGCCUUGGACAGUCUGCAAAGAGCAUCCGCAAGAUGCAAUCAAUUAUUAAUGGGGUCCUGUUUGUGGAAAGUAGGCUGUUGUGAUAUACAGACAGAGGGGGUGUGAUGUCCUAAUAACCCACGAUGGAGACUUGAAAUGUGGUAUUAUCAUGUGAUGGAUGGGAGCUACUUUUUUAAAGGACCAUUACUAAUGACUGAUGUUCCCCUCAGGUUGAACAGGACGUUCUCCACAGAUCGCAGCUGACAUCUGAUCCUUUCUGGGAAUAAACUCAACCGGACUUUUUAUUACUACUAUUUGGAAACAUGGAGUUCGACUGUUUCCAGCACUAUUUUUUGGACGAUUUCGACACCGAGGAGGACUUUUACAAGUCGACCGCACCGAGCGAGGACAUAUGGAAAAAGUUCGAGCUGCUGCCCACCCCUCCCAUGUCUCCCACCCGGACUCUGAGCGGCGCUGCCCUGCACCUCUCGCCGGGGGACAAGCUCAGCUGGUUGUCCAAGGUGCUGGGGCAGGACGAGGAGUGCGAGGGUCCCUUCACCCCGGACCCGGAGAAGCUGUUCGGCAACCUGAGCUCCAUCAUCAUCCAGGACUGCAUGUGGAGCAGCUUCUCCGCCAGCAAGCAGCUGGAGAAGGUCAGCGGGAGAGUGGCCACCAUCGCCUCCCCGGUGGCACAGAUCUCCGUGAGACCCAGCAAAGCGCAGUGCGUCUCCCCCAGUGGCCCGCUCCCCGCCUCGGUCACAGACUGCGUCGACCCGGCGGCGGUUCUCACCUUCCCGGCGAACAGCUGCAGGAAGCCGGCCUCGUCAGGCUCCGAGUCUCGCUCCGAUUCCUCUGAUGACGAAGAGGAAAUCGAUGUGGUCACCGUGGAGAGCAAGCAGAACCGGGUGCGGCUGGUCAACGUCAGAAAGCCAGUCACCGUCACGGUCCGGGCCGACCCAUGCCCCAAACGCUUCCACAUGUCCGUCCACCGGCAGCAGCACAACUAUGCCGCCCGAUCACCAGAUAGCGAGCCCGAGGAUGAAGAUGAUGAUGAGGACGACGACGACGACGAUGAUGAUGAUGAUGAUGAUGACGAUGAGGAGGAGUAUGAGGAAGAGCCUCAAAGCAAGCGUGCCUGCACAGCAUCCAGCCAGCAGGGUCGCGGCUCCCAGCCCUCCUCCCCCUCAGAUUCCCCCCUAAACUCAGAUGCAGAAGACACUGACCGCAGACGGAACCACAACUUCCUAGAGAGGAAGAGGAGGAACGACCUCCGCUCUCGUUUCCUCGCCCUGCGGGAUGAGAUCCCCGGCCUGGAAUCGGCUAAGACCCCGAAGGUGGCCAUCCUGACUCAGGCGACGGAGUACCUCGUGGAGCUGCACUCCAGAGAGAAGCGGCAGCUCCUAGAGAAGAAGCGCCUCAAGUCCCGUCAGCAGCAGCUUCUCCGCAGAUUAUCUGAGCUGAAGCGCUCCUGAGACUCUGUCACAGUCAAGAACUCUGCUCUUAAGUUACUUGUCACUUUUGAAAACCUACAGUUUUCAUUAAGACAUGCCUCAUGUGAAUAGCCGUGGAAUGAAUUUUGUGUGGAAUAUUGCUGUGGGCUUCCGAUGAAUUGACAGUGCUGGCCUGUGAACCUGUUACGGGGAGGAGCAGUUAGAUCUCUGUGUGCUGUGUUUUAUAUUUUUCUUUGCACAGUGUGUUAAUUUGGAACAUGGAGGCUUAAAUGAAUUUACUUUUAUAGCUAUGACCAAGAUAUAUCCUGGUAUGUUGUGAUGGGGGACUGAGAAAUGUUUUUUAAUAGUUGUAUCAGUGUGAUGCCUGUAGCCUUCAAGGUGUGUGUAUGUGGAAGCAGGUUGGGGAUCUCCAGUGCACACUUGAGUGAAGUGUGAAUGCCUUUCUGUACAUACGAGUGAAUGAGACUGAUUGUGCGACUGAUUGUUUGAUGUACAGAUUGUCCUGUAAAUAAUAGCUUAUUGCUCCUGAUGAAGGAGAUGGAAUCAAGAGUUGUCACCGGGUAUCGCUCCUCUGUUUAACGGGCCACCAGGCACAGAGGAGCCUUUAUUUUGUUAAGAAAAUAGGAAAACUGACAAAAAAAAGGAAAAAAAGAAGAAAGUAGCACUGCUGUACUUUAUAUUCACACGUCACUUUGUGAUUUCAAUGCUUCUCCUGAGUUUGGUUGAUUUUUUUAAAAAAAGCAUGCUAACAUCAACAGCAACAUUAAAUUUUUAUACCAUGUUUGCAUAAAA
This is a messenger RNA of Hippoglossus stenolepis (Pacific halibut), 2521 nucleotides long. RefSeq names its product protein L-Myc-1b-like. The record is from RefSeq and is a predicted model, not a curated record. Gene Ontology annotation, biological process: regulation of transcription by RNA polymerase II. The coding region runs from base 602 to 1750 and encodes 382 amino acids. NCBI's taxonomy places the organism in Eukaryota, Metazoa, Chordata, Actinopteri, Pleuronectiformes, Pleuronectidae. The transcript is spliced from 2 exons. Gene Ontology annotation, molecular function: protein dimerization activity; DNA-binding transcription factor activity, RNA polymerase II-specific; RNA polymerase II cis-regulatory region sequence-specific DNA binding.